UGUCAAAAAUAACAAAUGCCGUAAGACAAAUUAGAAUAAAUAAUCAAAUGAUCAAAAUUUAUAACUGAAACGGAGUGUAAAAUGCUCAUGUUGGUGAACCGAAGACAUUUAUUGGCUUUUUAUUUGUCUGUAUUAAGACCCUGUUUUGUCAUCGCACAAUUAAAUAUGUCCUCUGGCAGCAUCGAUGCAGAUAAAUACUCAGUAGCUUAUGUUACCGUUCCAAACACAGAUGUCGGAAAAACGAUUGGUCAUGGGCUUGUUAAGAACAAACUAGCUGCGUGCGUCAACAUUGUUCCUCAAAUAACAUCAAUCUAUGAAUGGAAGAAUGAAAUUAAUGAAGAUAAUGAGGCUUUGCUGAUGAUAAAGACAAGGACAUCACUCGUCGACAAGCUUACAGAAUUUGUACGUUCAAAUCAUCCUUAUGAAGUAUGUGAAGUUAUUUCGCUUCCAAUCAAAAAUGGUAACCCACCAUAUUUGAAAUGGAUCGGGGAGAUGGUCCCUGAUAGUAAUUAAUUCUUAAGUUAAUCAUUUUGCACAUAUACAAAUACUAAGUCAUUUUGUUUGUUGGUAGAAUAUGUGGGUGGCACCUACAAGCUUGCACAAAGCCCUACAAGCAAACAAGCCAACAAAGCCAAAGCCAACAAGCACAUUACCUAUAUAAUGAGUUUGUGCAAUUAAUUCAUUGCAAAAAUACAAUAAUCCUACAAAUAUUUUAUAAUGGGUCCUUUUAUUUGAUAAAAAACAAAACAUCAUUUUACAAAUAAGAAAAUUAUGACUCAUAUUUUUUUCUUUAUACAAACCACUAAGCUUGUCACCUUAAUAUCUUUUAAAACGAUAAUUUGUCACACGUUUUUUGUCAAACAAUAAACCGGUUUUUUUUUUUAUCAUCAAAUGAUACUUACUAUAGACAACAUGUCUAGUAGUAGUAUUGCUCAUUGAACAAAUAAUAAUCAAUUCAUGUUCUUAGCGAGUUCUUUGCCAUCUAUCUGUUAGUUUAGUAAGAUAUUAAAUGUAAACUUUAAAAAAAUGUUGCCGUAAUAUUUAUUUAAGGUAAUUUAAAAAAAAUAAUGUCAAAUAAUAAUCUUAUUGGAAUGAUAUCAAAUAUUUUUGGCAUUUAUUAAUUCUUGUAAAGGCUAGUAACUAUUGAAAAGUG
Nymphalis io (European peacock) is the source of this 1153-nucleotide messenger RNA. RefSeq names its product protein CutA homolog. Gene Ontology annotation, biological process: response to metal ion. The record is from RefSeq and is a predicted model, not a curated record. The transcript is spliced from 3 exons. Gene Ontology annotation, molecular function: copper ion binding. Bases 82 to 513 code for a protein of 143 amino acids. NCBI's taxonomy places the organism in Eukaryota, Metazoa, Arthropoda, Insecta, Lepidoptera, Nymphalidae.